This is a messenger RNA of Lineus longissimus, 1839 nucleotides long. Its product is annotated as calcium and integrin-binding family member 2-like. The transcript is spliced from 6 exons. Lineage: Eukaryota; Metazoa; Nemertea; Pilidiophora; Heteronemertea; Lineidae. The record is from RefSeq and is a predicted model, not a curated record. Bases 134 to 703 code for a protein of 189 amino acids. Gene Ontology annotation, molecular function: magnesium ion binding; calcium ion binding. Gene Ontology annotation, biological process: calcium ion homeostasis.
CUAGUAGCACCACCCUGGCAGAGUCCUGCAAAUUUCACGUUUUUCUCCCUCAUUUUCAUCGUUUAUGGCCAGAUUUUUCAUAUUAUCGUUGAAUACAUGCCUACUUCUUUGAUCAUACAAUACAAGGAUCCAGAUGGGUAACAAACAAACCAUAUUCAGCGACGAACAACUCGAGGCAUAUCAGGAUUGUACCUUCUUUACAAGAGAUGAAAUACUUCGAAUCUAUAGUAGAUUUCGUGAACUUGAGCCAACUUUGGUUCCAGAAGACAUGAGUGGAAAUGAGACAUCCACUGUUAAGAUGCCUUACAAUAAGUUGGAAGCAAUGCAGGAAUUAAAGGAGAAUCCAUUCCAUCGCCGAGUCUGUGAGGUGUUUUCGGAAGAUGGCUCUGGAGAUAUGACCUUCAAUGAUUUCCUAGACAUGUUCUCUGUCUUCUCUGAGGCUGCCCCAAGAGAUAUCAAGUCGACUUAUGCCUUCAAGAUAUAUGAUUUUGAUGGGGAUAAUCACAUUGGACGAGAAGACUUGGAACAUACAUUGAAUAGUCUCACAAAGAAUGAACUAACAGCUGAAGAGAUAGAAUUUGCUAUCGACAAGGUUCUGGAAGAAGCAGAUUUGGAUGAUGACGGCUCACUGUCUUACAUGGAGUUUGAACAUGUCAUAUCAAGGGCUCCAGACUUCCUCAGUACAUUCCACAUCAGAAUCUAAGCUUCUUCAUCAACUCUGUCUCAGUCAGAAAAGGUGAUUGACGUCACAUAGUUUACAUUGAUAGCUACAUAAAGGAAUAGGCAUUAUGCUUUUCUGAUAAAUAAGUUUGAAAAAUUCCCUCCACUGUUAACGUACAUGGAAGCCUUAGAAUGCAUUUUAUGUAGCAAGACAAUGUAAAUUUUGGUACAAUCAUGUUAGUUUUACUUGUUAGCUUGUAACUGUAUUACUGUUAGCUCUACUCAUAAACAAUACUCAUGUGCAAUGUUAGCAAUCUUAUACCAAUAGCAACCUGCUAUAGCAAUACUUUAUUAAUCGUUGUGAUUUCUAUUCUAUUAUUGUUCUACAAACAAAAUAUGUGUAAUUGAUCAGCUUGCUAAUCAAAGCUGAGUCCAAUGUGAUAGUGUGAUUGAAAAAUUUGUGCUGGACCAAGGCAGUUUCUUUCUUUGAGAUCAAUAUGAUGUAACAAUAUUCUCACUGUAUUGAAAAGUGUUGGAUGAAACUACAUGUAUAUUUAGAUUUUAAAGGAAGGCCUACCAAAUACACAAAUUUAAAAAGCAAGAAUAUACUUGAUAAAAACAAAACAAUUAUUUGUUAAAGGUUCCAGGUGGAGUUAUUUGCCAAUCCAGCUCAAAAUUAUAUUGUCAAGAUUUCCUGUAUCAAAGGUGGUUCUAGGAUGAAUCAGAAAUGGUACAUAAGCAUUCCACUAACUUAUUGUUUACAGUUGCAGAUGUGUACCCUUCAGGAACUACAACACUGCUAGCCUGGUAAAAUAAAUUUGAUUGCGAUGGGUUGCAAGAAUGAGAGAAAUAAUGCCGUAUUGUUUCCAAACUUACAUUUUACCGUCCAUUUGGCAUUUUAUUCAAUUUGUGUGGAGGAAAUAAUAUGAUGUCUUAGGCUCUAUGUAUGUAGGUAGCAUUUUGAUUGAUGAUUUAUCUAAUGUUAAGAUUAGGAAUGUUUUAGGAAUUCUGAUAUUUUCGAUUUACAAUAAGUGCGAGGUCCUGUAUUCUUUUAUUUUUGAUUGUUGUAAUUGCAUUUCUAUUGAUGCAUCUGCAUAUAUGAUCCGUCUUCAUUCAACAUUCUAUCUUUUCGUCUUGAUUGUUUUACAAUUCUUUUUAUUGAUGAAUAAAUUGUUGACU